UCAGGUACUUGGCGUGUUGUUUGUUAGGAUCUUUUUACGUUCAUUCUGUCGUAUUGAACGUGUAUCGGUAUUAUUACAUAUGUUGUGAGAAUGUUUAUUGAAGCUUUUGUGACUAAUGAGUUGUCAUGAAUCGCUUUGGCUCACUUUUAUUUUGAAGGAUAAAACACAAAGUCGCGGGACAUCACUGCGCACGCGCACAUUAUCAAAGCCGUUGGCUCACUGCUGGUAGUGAAGUUGGGUGUUUACCUUGAUGUUAGUAAUGAUCUUUUGACGUUAUGGUACACAGAAACCAUGACCCGAGUGUCCCCAUGUAGAGCCUCAUGGUGAUGGAGGAGGUCCUGAAGAACCUGCAGAGCACCGCGGAGCUGCUGGCCGCGGUGCAGACGGACCUGGUGAGGCAGUGGGACACACAGACCCUGGACAGAGCCUUUCAGUGGGCCCUGUACUGUCAGCUCCUGUAUGCAAGGUUCAACAACAAGAAGACGAUCCGGAGCAUCAUGGAGAAACAUUUGCAGACCACCAAUGAAAGCCUAAGAGCCACCUUACCGGGACACAUGGACGUCUCGUUCGGGGAUUUGUCGCGUUGUCAGCACCUCCUACUCACCAGGUUACUGAAGAACCCCGUGUUACCCAGGACCCACCUGAAGGUACUGGUCGGUAGUUUGAGUCCUAUGGAAGCCAAUGAGAACGAGCCCGAGGACUCCAAGGGCCACGUUGAACAGCUCAUUGCGUGUAGAUCGGCGAGCAGAGUCCUGACAGCCAUGCCUGUGAGGACCAAUGCAUCUCCAGGUGUGGAUGCGGAGUUCCAGGGCAGGUUGGCAGAGGUCCAGGGCAGGCUGCUGAUGGAGACCCUGGAUGCGCUGUUUGGUGGAGGAGGAGAGGCGCACGCAGCGCAUGAACUGUUGGACGAGAUGCUGCAGAGAUGUGAGGAAGAGGACCAUGUCGUCUUGGUGAUUGCGUCUGCUUUAAGGAGGAACAUCAACACUCCAGCAGCAACAGCCUCCCGUGGUUUUCUCUUGAACUGGUUACAGCAAAACGAACAGCUGCUGCAAAAUAUGUGUUUGCAUGUGCCUCUUGAUCACAUCAUGAGCCAUGUCAAGGAAAACUUGGAGUUUAGGGCCAGGUACUGCGUUGUGCUCAAAAGGUGGGCCUCCGACAUGACCUUUGACAUAGACGAAGGGGAGUGGGUUCCAACAGGUACCACAGCGGGAGUGUCCUUCCAGAAGCUGACGGACCACUUUGCAGCCUUAGUGGAGACUUCCCCACUGCUCAGGGAGGAGGUGGAGAAAGAGCUCAAUGCUCUGAAGAUGGCAGACGGAGAUUUUGAUGUGGAAGGUCUCAGUGUUUGGGGGGAUCUCCUGGAAGUGUUAUCAAAGUAAUGAUGUGUUACAUGAUGUCGUUACGUUGCUAUCUUUUAUGGCAUUGUCAUUUUAGAUGCAGGUGUUUUACAUAUUUUUCUCAUAUCACUGAAACUUUAUUUAUCAAAUGUUUUGUGACUCUUUAUUUGCUUAAUACAUUGUUCCAGACAUGGCAACAGGCAUUCUAAAUAAAUAAAUCGAAAUGUUUAUUUUUUGUUUAUUCAAGGUAGGACAUGCAUUUCAUAAUUUCCAUGUAUUAUCUCGGUAAGUGUUUUUACAGAUUUAACAUGAUAUAAUUGCCAUACCAUAUCACAGAUGGUAGCAUCAUGUGUCCCUUUUCAAUCAUGGUGUGUGCCUGGAUGUGUAAAUUCAUUUCAACUGUGCACAGCCCCCUAAUGAUUCCUUGGAGACCCUGGGCCCAGAGACACUCCCAGCCCCACUAUGAAAGACCUAUUGGCAUUUCACAAAGACAUGGCCAUGCAUGAGGUGAUUUAUGGUCCUUUUAAAUAAUCAAAUAUCAUUCAAGGGAGGCUCGUGUUGGAGCCUGUGUUACAUGCAAGAAGCCACAAUUAUGUUUGUGUUUUCAAUCACGUUAAGUAAAAAAAUAUUUGUUUUCUUCUUAUUUUACACUUGCAAUAGGGCUAUAUUUAUAAAUAUAGAUAUAUUCAUUCACAUAGUGCAGAGCGCAGCUGAGCUAUCUAUUCUCAUGUGCCAUCUGUCAUUAUUGUCUCAGCAACGCCACAAAGCUGAAACCGCAUAGUGAUUGGCUGUCAGACUGGUCACGUGACUUGGUUACUAAUUCACACAUCUCAAACCUCACCCACGUGUCGGAGCUCCUCUGCUGCUCUGGGAUCAAUUAGGCUUAUAUGGCGUCUUCAAUCAAAGGCAGAGCCUUGGCCGGUGCGUGACACCGCGCUGCCAGACAGCGAAUUACUGCACGGGUGACUCGGAGGAAACACCAACAUGGACACGGCUCGUUGAACACGCCCACAAAGCAAUUCACACACAGACACGCCCGGGUCACUGAGCAAGGGCCAGCAUGUGCAUAUGUAAUUUAUUUCCAACAACAAAAAAAAAAAU
Molecule: messenger RNA, 2438 nt
Organism: Gadus chalcogrammus (walleye pollock)
Lineage: Eukaryota; Metazoa; Chordata; Actinopteri; Gadiformes; Gadidae
Gene: fancf
Product: FA complementation group F
Exons: 1
Coding region: 321-1379 (352 amino acids)
Biological process (GO): interstrand cross-link repair
Cellular component (GO): Fanconi anaemia nuclear complex
Source: RefSeq, a predicted model, not a curated record